Messenger RNA from Elgaria multicarinata webbii, 439 nucleotides. RefSeq names its product ribosomal protein L36 (gene RPL36). Gene Ontology annotation, biological process: cytoplasmic translation. The transcript is spliced from 4 exons. Gene Ontology annotation, cellular component: cytosolic large ribosomal subunit; ribosome. Lineage: Eukaryota; Metazoa; Chordata; Lepidosauria; Squamata; Anguidae. The record is from RefSeq and is a predicted model, not a curated record. Gene Ontology annotation, molecular function: structural constituent of ribosome. Bases 85 to 402 code for a protein of 105 amino acids.
GCUGAGGAGCCGCUGCGCGCGCAGCCUCCCUACCUCUUCCGCUUCCUCUUCCGGUGCGGCCACCAGAGCGCAGCAGCUGCAGACAUGGCAAUCCGCUACCCGAUGGCCGUCGGCCUGAACAAAGGCCACAAGGUGACAAAGAACGUCUCGAAGCCACGCCAAUGCCGACGCCGUGGGCGCCUGACCAAGCACACCAAGUUUGUACGGGACAUGAUCCGGGAGGUGUGCGGCUUCGCGCCCUAUGAGAGGCGAGCGAUGGAAUUGCUCAAGGUCUCCAAAGACAAGCGGGCCCUGAAAUUUAUCAAGAAAAGGGUUGGGACUCAUAUCCGGGCCAAGAGGAAGCGUGAAGAACUCAGCAACGUCCUGGCUGCCAUGAGGAAAGCAGCAGCCAAGAAGGACUAAGCUCUGUAGCCCAAUAAAACUUUAUUUUAAAAACCCA